CUUUUGCUCUGGGCUCUAAGCUCACCUCUUCAUAUGCGCGUCAGGAGCUUACUACUAUUGUACGGUUCAUAAUGUACUCUGCGUUAGCCGCAGCAGCCCGCACACAUAGACACCUGGCAGUUCGGCUCUCGAUUCCUGCUGGUCCCAAAGUGCCAUUCCAUCCAUCUGAACCUUGCAACCUCGCACACGUAACGCAGCUAAGCAUCCUCAUCGUGUCUUUCGUGGCGGGCCGGGCGCUCGAGAGGAUUCGCUUCAAAUGGAUGGGCGAGGCCGGCGCGGCGCUGCUGCUGGGCCUGGUGGUGGGGCUCAUCAUGAAGGCGGCGCAUGUGGGCCACACGCUGGCGGAGAGUGUGGAGUUUAGGGGCGAGAUAUUCUUCUAUGUGCUGCUGCCCACGAUCAUGUUUGACGCGGGUUACGGCCUGGACGCAAAAGUGUUUCUGAGGAACGUGGGCAGCGUGUGCUCCUUCGCCUUCCUGGGCACCACCAUCUCCACCUUUGUUGUGGGACUCAUCAUGUGGGGCUUCGGGCGGCAGGGCUGGUGCUACCAGAUGACGCUGCUGGAGAACCUCACCUUUGGGGCGCUCAUCAGCGCCACCGACCCGGUGACGGUGCUGGCUGUGUUCCAGCGCCUGGGCGCGCAGCCCGACCUGUACAUGAACGUGUUCGGAGAGUCCGUGCUCAACGACGCGGUGGGCCUGGUGCUGUUCCAGGUGAUCACCAAGUUCCUGGAGGGCAAGGCCGUGACCGGGCCCAACGUCAUGGCGGGCAUUGGUCUAUUCAUUGGCAUCUUCGCCGCCUCGGUCGCCAUUGGUCUGGCGGUAGGCUUCCUGGCGUCUCUUAUCUUCAGGUCGCGCUUCUUCUACUCGGGCGCCAUUCACGACCCCGUCACGGGCAAGCUGGUGACGCCGGCGGGUAACAGCGUUUUCGAGGUGGGUGUGGCCGUCACGUUCGCUUACGCCUCCUACCUGGUGGCGGACGUGGCGCACUGCAGCGGCAUCGUGGCGGUGGUCACAAACGGCAUGGUGAUGAACCUGUACGUGCGCCCCAACCUGAGCCACGAAGCGGAGAUCAAGAUUGAGUACCUGUUCAAAGUCCUGGCCGCCCUUUUUGAACUGUUCGUGUUCUGCUACAUCGGCAGCACGUUGUUCCUGGGCCCACAGCACUACAACGUGUGGAGCUACACGGCGCUGUGCCUCAUCGCGCUGGCCGCCUCCCGCGCCGCGAACAUCUACCCGCUGUCGCUGCUGUGCAACCUGCUGCGGCCCAUUGAGCGGCGCAUCACGCAGAAGGAGCAGUUCAUGAUGUGGUGGAGCGGCCUACGUGGGGCCAUGGCCUUCGCCCUGGCGGUGGAGGCGUCGGAGAGCUACGGCGAGGCCGGGCAGGUCAUGAAGACGGUGACCUUCUACCUCAUCUUCAUCACCGUGCUGUGGAACGGCGGCUCGGCGUCCUACCUGCUGGAGGUGCUGCGGCUGCGCGCCACAGACCCGCUGCCCAACAAGUACGCCCGCGCCCAGGCCGCCAAACACGAGGCCGACGUGGCGGCCAGCCGCGCCGUCGCCGACCUGCAGCGCGCCUCCGCCGCCCUGGAGCGCGGGACGCAGGAGCUGGGCGUCAGGGUGAAGCAGGAGCAGCAGGUGAAGGCCCACGCCAAGGCCGGCGCGUCCUUUGAGCACAAGAGUGAUGAAAGCAGCGGCAGUGGCAGCGGGAGCGGGAGCACGGAUGGCGUGGCGAAUCCGGGGAGUGGUGCUGCUGCGCCUUCCGCCGCCACAAGUGCAGCCGCUGUGGUGGCGGGGGGCGCAGCUGCCGGGGUGUCGGCGGCCGCUGCGCUGCCGGAGGCGGGAGCGCCGCAGGUAGAUGUGGCAGACAGGCGGAUAAAGCGCGGCUCGACGCCGGCCGCUGCUGCUGCGGCGGCGGCUGCGGCUACGGCGGCUGCCGUGCCUGUGCCCGAGGUGGAGAUGGAGCUGGCGGGCAUCCAGGCAGAUCUGGAGAAGGGUCGCUUCGCGCGCGUCAGUCGCAGCCUGGUCGACAUGCGGCAGGGGCCCGAUGACCCCUUCGCCGCAACCGCCGCGAUCGCCAUCGCAAGCCCGCCCCCGGCAAGCACGACCGCUCACGGGUACGCCAUCCCAGGGCGUCACGUCGGCGGCGCCAACGGCGCCAACGGCGGCCGCCCGCUCAGCGCCAGUGGCGCCGCCGGCACCGGCUCCAUGAAGCGCACAGGCUCGUUGCUGCAGCGGCUGCAGUCCAUCAACGACGGCCAUCGCAUUCUCGGCGGCUUCGACCGCGUGCACAGCAAGCUGACCAAGCUGCUGGUGCACCCCCGGGCGCUCCAUGAGCACGAGGCCGCCUCACCCAGCGCCCUAGGCCAUGCGCUCGCACACGCCGCCUCGGCGGCACCGGCGCUGUCGCACGCCCCCUCCGCGCCGCCGCCGCUCUCGCCCGCUGCUGGGUCGGCCGCGGCCGCGGCGGGAGGCAGCCCGCCCCCCGCCAGCGGCACCGGGGCCAGCGGCAGCAGCGGCUCCACCAGCGGGGGCGCGGCGCUGGCUAGGCAGGUGUCGGCGCCGCCUGUGCAGCUGGACGGCGGCCCGCGCAGCAGCGGUUCCCCGCUCGGAGCAGCACCGGCGCCGGCGGCGGCGCAGCCGGCAUCCCUGGCGCCGGUGCACGAGCGUGCGUCGGUGCCGGAGGACCAGUAGUGGAGGACGUUGUGGCGACGGGGCGCUCAGCGCUGACGCGGAGCAUGCGUGUGGGCGGGGUCGCUCCGCUGUGGUCGACUUGCUUGUCGUCUGCGGCGGGAAAGGGGCUGGAAUGCAGCAGCAAUAGCACUGGGUGUCACGGUGUGUGGUAGUACUGUAUUUAUUGCUGUUUGCUUUGAUGCCUGUUCUGGUUGUGCUUGACAGCGGGACGUGGCUGGACACAUGGCGGGCGGUUGAGAUCUAGGACAAGCAAGAGUAGAGGGGACACAUGGGGGGCGGUGCCCGUACAAACCAACCCCGGCUAUCGGAGAAUGGUGGCGGGGGCAGGGAGAUUAGGUAGAUGCUUACGGCUUCAGACGGGAGAUUUGGCGUGGGCGCAGCCCACUUAAGUUUUGAGAAGGAGAACCAGUUUAGUCCCCUGCCACCGAGAGGUCUCCAUUGGCAGGUCAGAACCAAGCGCGGCCCACCCCUUAGUGAGGCCGGUAUCAGACCCGGUAAGGCCUUCCUCUAUUCUUGUUUGUUUCUGUGGUUGUGCACAUGUUCUGUUUAUGAUGAUUUCGUGGACACAGGAAUAGGGACCAGGGCUUGGGGGCAUCGAAGCGACAAGUGACCGGCACCGGUAGCACAGGACUAGGGCAUGAUCCAACAGACGAGGGGUUGCCGUGCCAGUGUUGCGCACCUUGGUUGCACACUGCAGCGCUGCAGGGACUGCCGUCGCGUAUUUGCGGCGGCGCCGCGGCAGGUAGUGUAGGGCGCAGGCUAAAGAUUGCCGGGCCGUGUGCGGGUGUGUGGUGGAUUGACAGAUGCUCGUGAACGCGAUGCUGUGGUACAUUCACGCGCGUACGUUCACGCCGUCUGGUGCAGUCAGGGUACAGGGACCCGAGGGUUUGUUGAGGUUGACAAGCGGAAGAUUGUGCAAGAGCCCCGGUUUCGGGGUCCUGAUUGCAUGCUGGCGUGCGAACUGUUAAGAAGCGUCAACGGAAAUGCUGCCAACUCCCACAGGCCCAAAGGCCGGGCCGCCGCGGUUGGGCGGCUUGGGCCGCAAGUCUGUAACACACCCGCGGUGGGGGUAUGCCUGCUGACUACGCGCGCGUGAUAUGACAGGUGAACCGUGAACGAACAGUGGCAAAGUCCGUAAGUCCUGCGCCUCUGCGACGUGCGGGCCGGGCUCUGCUGGGUCCGGGCAACCGGGGAAUGGGGUACCCGGUACCGGUCCCUCGACCUGGCCUGCCGACAGCUGGUCACCUGCCUGCAGGUGCGCUGCGCCUUUGCUUGAGGCGUGGUGUAACGUUACGUGUGU
Molecule: messenger RNA, 3990 nt
Organism: Chlamydomonas reinhardtii
Lineage: Eukaryota; Viridiplantae; Chlorophyta; Chlorophyceae; Chlamydomonadales; Chlamydomonadaceae
Exons: 19
Coding region: 261-2690 (809 amino acids)
Biological process (GO): regulation of pH; proton transmembrane transport; sodium ion transport
Cellular component (GO): membrane; endosome
Molecular function (GO): sodium:proton antiporter activity
Source: RefSeq, a predicted model, not a curated record